Messenger RNA from Alexandromys fortis (reed vole), 273 nucleotides. RefSeq names its product keratin-associated protein 19-3-like. NCBI's taxonomy places the organism in Eukaryota, Metazoa, Chordata, Mammalia, Rodentia, Cricetidae. The record is from RefSeq and is a predicted model, not a curated record. The coding region runs from base 1 to 273 and encodes 90 amino acids. The transcript is spliced from 2 exons.
AUGAGUUACUACAACAGCUACUACGGAGGCCUGGGCUAUGGCUAUGGAGGCUUUGGGCGCCUGGGCUAUGGCUAUGGCUGUGGAUGUGGCAGUUACCACAGACUGGGCUCUGGCUAUGGCUUUGGUGGCUAUGGGUAUGGCUCCGGCUUUGGAGGCUACGGAUUUGGCUCUGGCUAUGGAGGCUACGGAUUUGGCUCUGGCUAUGGAGGCUAUGGAUAUGGCUGCUGCCGCCCAUCAUGCUAUGGAAGAUAUGUGUUCUCCAGCUUCUACUGA